GAGAACUGCUGCUGAUCACACGCUGAUGAUCUGCUGCUGUUCCUCCACCAGGCAGGAUUAUAAAUAUGUAUUUUGUCAUUUCUGCCAUGAAAGCUCAGAUUGAAAUCAUUCCCUGUAAGAUCUGUGGAGAUAAAUCAUCAGGGAUCCACUACGGGGUGAUCACCUGCGAGGGCUGUAAGGGUUUCUUCCGGCGGAGUCAGCAGAGUAACGCCGCCUACUCGUGUCCUCGCCAGAAGAACUGUGUGAUCGACCGAACCAGCCGCAACCGCUGCCAACACUGCCGUCUGCAGAAAUGUCUGACUGUGGGCAUGUCCCGAGACGCUGUAAAGUUUGGUCGCAUGUCCAAGAAGCAGCGAGACAGUUUGUACGCUGAGGUUCAGAAGCAUCGCCUCCAGCAGCAGCAGCAGCAGCAGGGUCCCGUCCUCCCGUCUCACCCCAGCAUCGGCAGCCCGUCGCCGGGGGAGGCCGAGCCGCCGUCACCCCGCUACGGCCUCACCGAGCUGCCGGACGAGCUGGGCGGCUACAUGGAACAAAACUCUCCUGAAGGAGGAUCAGUGUCGUCCAAGGCAGACUCUGGAGGAGGAGGAGGAGGAGGAGGAGGAGGAGGAGAAGGUCGAGGGUUUUACCUGGACAUCCAGCCGUCCCCGGAUCAGUCUGGUCUGGAUAUUAACGGAAUCAAACCGGAGCCGCUGUGCGACUACGGAUCCAAUAACGACUUCUUCCCGUACUGUUCCUUCAGCGACGGAGACGCGUCACCCACAGCGUCCAAGGCUGAACUCGAUCACGUGGUUCAGAUCAUCUCAAAGUCUCACCUGGAGACGUGUCAGUACCUGAAGGAGGAGCUGCAGCAGAUGAGCUGGCAGAACUUCCUGCAGGACGAGGUGGAGAGCUACCAGAGCAAGCCGCGGGAGGUGAUGUGGCAGCUCUGUGCCGUGAAGAUCACCGAGGCCAUCCAGUACGUGGUGGAGUUCGCCAAACGCAUCGACGGCUUCAUGGACCUCUGUCAGAACGACCAGAUCGUGCUGCUGAAAGCUGGCUCUCUGGAGGUCGUGCUGGUCCGGAUGUGUCGGCUGUUUGAUUCUCAGAACAACACCGUCUACUUCGACGGCAAGUUUGCAGGACCGGAAGUCUUCAGAGCUCUGGGUUGUGAUGACUUGAUCUCGUCGGUGUUUGACUUCGCUAAAGGAAUGUGUUCGCUGCAUCUGUCGGAGGACGAGCUCGCUCUGUUCUCAGCGUUCAUUCUUCUGUCUGCAGACCGGUCGUGGCUGCAGGAGAAGCUGCAGGUGGAGAAGCUUCAGCAGAAGACUCAGCUGGCUCUGCAACACGUUCUACAGAAGAACCAGAGAGAAGACGGAGCGCUAAACAAGCUCAGAUGUAAGGUGUCUGCGUUGCGUUCACUGUGCAGUCGACACACGGAGAAGCUGUCGGCGUUCAGAGCGGUUUACCCCGACACGGUGAGGACGCACUUCCCUCCUCUCUACAAGGAGCUGUUCGGAGCCGACCUGGAGCUCCUGACUCUGCAGGGCGACGACUAGACCUGGACCAGGAGCUCCACGGAGCCCAGCUGAAGGAUUAGGACAGACCAGGUCCAGUUUAAAACGGCCAUGGAGGUCGGGACGCUGCACUUUUCAGAGACCACAAGAACCGGGAGAUUUGAACUCCUCAUUUGUAUCU
Messenger RNA from Anoplopoma fimbria (sablefish), 1674 nucleotides. RefSeq names its product nuclear receptor ROR-alpha A-like. The record is from RefSeq and is a predicted model, not a curated record. Gene Ontology annotation, cellular component: nucleus. Gene Ontology annotation, molecular function: nuclear receptor activity; zinc ion binding; RNA polymerase II cis-regulatory region sequence-specific DNA binding. The coding region runs from base 66 to 1535 and encodes 489 amino acids. The transcript has 11 exons. NCBI's taxonomy places the organism in Eukaryota, Metazoa, Chordata, Actinopteri, Perciformes, Anoplopomatidae. Gene Ontology annotation, biological process: regulation of transcription by RNA polymerase II.